UUAGUCCUUAUCAGGUUAUAAUAGGAACCGUUAGGUUCGUGCUGCAGCACACUGUUCUAGGGACAUAUAAUGAAGGCCCAUAUCUUUGGUUCCUCCUGCACUAAUUAGAGCUUAUUUCCACUCAAGCAUAUACCAGGUGCAAGCAAAAUGGAAGACAACAAGAUCGAGAAACAAGCUACUGUGCCUCCGGUUGUUGAUGUUAUGGAGGGCAAAGUGCUACAAAUGAAUAAAGAUGAGAUGCAUUUGGCCAAGUUAGGAUACAAACAAGAAUUUUUUCGCCAUCUCAGCUUGUUCGAGAAUUGGGCAGCCACUUUUACUUCUAUGAACUUCAUAUCUGGCAUACCUGUUCUAUUCGGUUGGGUUAUGUAUACGGGAGGACCCGAGUCUGCCUUUGCUAACUGGACCAUGGUCGGAGGCCUGUCGUUCUGUGUGAGUCUUGUGUUAGCGGAGCUUGCAGCUGCCUUUCCUACGGCGGGUGGUAUCUACUUCUGGUCCUAUCGAUUGGGAGGUGAGAAGUGGGGGCCAUUCCUGGCUUGGAUGACAGCCUGGUGGAAUUGGGCUGGAUGGGUUUGUGUAGUCCCGGGAGUACAGCAAGGCUCUACAAACUUCUUGAUAAGUGCCCUCGAGAUCAAAUACCCUAAUGCAGAGGUCUUGUCUAAGGGAUGGUUCGCUUGGCUGCUAACCAGUAUUGGAAUGUUCUUUGCGAUGGCACCGAAUAUCAUUUCUCAACGCGUGCUUCGGAUUUACUUUCGAUUUGCUGUUAUCAUCUUCUUCACCCUAUUCGCCUUGUACUGGAUCUGGUUCCCAAUCAAAGCUAGCGGCCAUUUCCAGACAAGCGACGGAGUUUUUAACAAUUUCUAUAACGGAAUAAAUCUUGGAGAUAAGAAACAAGCUUCUGAUCCGUAUUGCUGGGUGAUUGGAGUUUUGUUCGGAGCGUGGGUAUUUUAUGGGUACGAUGCUUCGGCCCAUCUAGCAGAAGAAACGCAUGAGGCUUCUGAUGUCGUCGCAAAAGGAAUGUGGAUGGCCACUUUAAGCGCUUGGCUUGGUUCCGUUCCAACCCUCGUCAUUGUUUUAUUCUGUAUCCAGGACUUUGAUGGAAUCAUAAACGCAACCUAUUCAAACAACUGGGCUGCUUAUCUUGUUCAGUUAGUUGGGGAAAAUGGUGCUGUAGCGAUACUGUCUCUACUUUGGGUAGAUUCGACAUGUGCAACGGCGAGUUGCUUUCUCUCGGCGCAGAGAGUGACGUUUGCCAUUUCCCGAGAUGGUGUGCUCCCAUUUUCUAAGUUUUUCAGGAAACUAAACAGGAACAAAAUCCCGGCCAAUGCUGCAUACUUGGUCACCGGUUUGAGCAUUGCAAUAACUUGUGCUGUAAUUGGAAGCGCCGUCGCAUUCAGUGCUAUAACUGCUACUGCGACUAUUGCGACCAACGUCUCCUACCUCUUUCCAAUCGUGGCCCGAUACACAGUCGGGAAGAAAAACUUUCAGCCCGCCGAAUGGAAUCUUGGAAAAUUCAGCCCAGUCCUAGGACUGAUCGCUAGCCUCUAUAUUAUGUUCUUAUUCGCUGUGCUCGUCCUCCCACAGCUCUAUCCAGUUGAUGCUCAAACUUUGAAUUAUGCGCCGAUUUGUAUAGGUAUUGUCAGCAUUAUCUCUUUGGUAGGCUGGGUUCUACCUUUCGGUUUAGGUGGUCGUUAUUGGUUUCACGGACCUAAGAAAACGAUUGAGGAUCUGGACGCCGUCGGCAAAGAACCAUGAGUUCCUAGGUGGCUCAUGAGACUGAGGAUCAAGAGUGUUAGAGGAAGAAUUAUGGUUGAGUCCUUGUGUCAUUUGCCCAAGCGCAGAUUGUUGCCUAAGUAGCGCGCUCCAAUACAAAUGUGCUUUCAAUUU
Molecule: messenger RNA, 1884 nt
Organism: Verruconis gallopava
Lineage: Eukaryota; Fungi; Ascomycota; Dothideomycetes; Venturiales; Sympoventuriaceae
Exons: 6
Coding region: 148-1752 (534 amino acids)
Biological process (GO): transmembrane transport; amino acid transport
Cellular component (GO): membrane
Molecular function (GO): transmembrane transporter activity
Source: RefSeq, a predicted model, not a curated record